AUGGCGGCCGCGCCCGGCGAUGAGGUUCCGAUGCCUUUGGCGGCCCCUGUUCUUCCGGCCAUGGCUGUUGCUGGCUGGUCCUCGCUACCGACGGACCUCGUGCGCCGCAUCGCCGACUGCCUCCUCGACACCAACGACGUCGACUGCUAUGUGGACCUCCGCGCCGUCUGCCACAACUGGCGCUCCGCCACCGAGGAUCCGAGGAGCGACGCCUCCGACCCCCGCUUCCACCCGCGCUUCUGGAUAGUCCUCGACGUCGACGGGGCCUUCCAGAGCGACGGCUGCCGGGUCUUGGUGAACACCGCCACCGGCCGCUUCCUCCGCAAGCAGCUCCCGCUGCCCCGUCACUACUACGUGGUCACCACCACUGUCAGUGGUUUCUUCGUCCUGGCCGACAGGAGCCCGCCUCACGCCGCUCGCGUCCUGAACCCUCUCACAGGCGCUGUGGUCCGUUUCAAGGCGCCCGUGCCCCGGCACACGUCGGUCGCUGUUUUCUUCUUCUCUGGCGGCACUCUGCACAAUCUCACCGUCCUCUGUGACUCAACUGGCAAGUAUUACACAGCAGUUCCUGAGAGCAAACGUUUCGCCCCCGAGACCACCAACAAUGCUAUUUACAAUUACAUGAGGAAUGCGGUGGUCGGCGGCGUGUACGCCAAUGGCGGCGGCUGGGCAUCGGUGGCGCAGUCUAAUGUCAUCAUGGAGAAUUUGUUCAAUUUGUCGGAGCAGCUUCAGGUUCAUUUCAUCAAGUUUUUCUCUGUCGACCCUCUUGGACAUCGCGGCGACGUCAGGUGUUUCCUACUGGAUUUUGGUGGAGAAGUCUUUUUCAUCACAAAGGCAUGGGGACGCGUUAUGGUUCUCGGCAUCGAACCGAUGGAGAAACAGACGCUCGCGCCUGUGGAGACCGUGGGCAGGUAUGCCAUCUUCAUCGGUCAUCAAAGGUGCCUGGUUGUUGGUGCCGCCAAGUUCCCAUCCGUUGAGGCAGACUGCGUCUACUACACUCUAGACGUUGGUAAAUUUGCUUUCAUCUGGAAGCACAGCAUCAGUGAUGGGAAAGAUGAGAGGGUGUUUGACGCCAUCGAUUUCGUCAAGGAGAACAAGCGGUUCGUCCCUGUCGGUGCCCGUCCUUUCACUAUCAUCCAGCUUCUCUCGAGCUACACCAUCAACCUCAGCGAUUCUGAACUGGCCUGA
Messenger RNA from Triticum turgidum subsp. durum (durum wheat), 1188 nucleotides. The record is from the annotation of a GenBank genome assembly. Lineage: Eukaryota; Viridiplantae; Streptophyta; Magnoliopsida; Poales; Poaceae.